CUUUUGGAGGAGCAGAGGAUUGACAGUGAUGUCAUAGCACUGAUGGACGAUGCCACCCUUGCCAAUUAUGUCCCGUGCUAUGGAGACCGUAUAGCACUCUUCAAUUUUUGCAAGACUCAACAGCUCCCAUCCCAAAAGAAAAAUGGACUUUUGGAAAAAUUACGUGAAAAAAUGAAAAUCAGGAAAGAAAGCGGGAAAGAAGACACUUCCUCAAAGACACAACAAGCAAGACAGACAAAGAAGAGGCAGAAAACAACCAGAAAUGUUGCAAUCGGAUGGAUACACAGUGAUGGAAAAAUAACCAAACAGGUGAGGGAGAAGCAGGGAGGGGGUACCAGAAAACUUCAAAUGUCCACAGAAUCUGGGUUGAAAGACAUUCUCAAGGAAGGAAAGAAACUAUUUUUCCCCAAUGGGAUUUCUCCAAAAGGAUCUGAAUUGGGCUUUCAGUUUGAGGUGUGGGAUUUCAAACAAAACCUCCUCACUGAUGAAACCUGCCAGUCCAUCGGCAAUAUGUAUGAGGCUGCAAAGCUCACGUUGUUGCGCUUUUACAUUGCAACAAAGCCAAAGGACGACCGCCACGAUGGCAGCACAGCGUCCAAAGAAGUCUUGGUUUUGUCACACAACGCCAGUGACAACAACUCUGAAAUUGAAGAGGUCUUUGUCGAUUCAAAUGAAAUCUACACGGCAUUCGACAUUUCUGUUGAUUCAGAAAUUACUUUUGGCCCCACGUACAACACAGAGGGAGAUGCAGACAUCACACUUAUCUAUGAUGGUCCACCUGAUCCACAAGAUGUGAUGACAAUAACUGUCCACUACACUGACACAUUGAAUGAUAUGAUCAUAGCAUUCUCUGAAAAUGCAAUCUUGAACAAAUCACUCAAUGUGAAACUCAUACUCCCAGAUAAUACAGAAGAAGCAGGUGUUGGAUCUGGAGUGCUGAGAGAUGUUCUCAGCUGCUUCUGGCAGGAAUUCUAUGACCGAUGCACCCUUGGUACACCAAUUAAAGUACCAUUCAUUCGCCAUGAUUUUCCUGCAGAAAUGUGGAAAGCAGUUGGGAGAAUUCUUUAAAAGGGAUACCAAAAUUGUUGCUGCUUCCCGAACAAACUUGCGUUUCCUUUCCUCGAGCAGGUGCUUUUCAACUGUGUCUAUAGUGAUCUAAAAGCCCGUUUUCUGCAGUUUGUGAGUAGCCAAGAGCGUGAAGUUUUGAUGAAAGCCAUGAAGGACUUUUCAGAAGUGGACCGAGAUAAUCUUGUGGAAGUUCUUGACAGCUACGGGUGUAGAAAAAGAAUCUCUGCUGAAACCUUUCCCACAAUACUGCAGGAAAUAGCACACAAAGAGCUUAUCCAAAAGCCCAUGUUUGUGAUUGACUGUUGGAGGGAGGUUACUCUUCACCGUGUCUCCAUCAGUCUUGAAGCACUGAACAAGUUGUGCUCGGACUUGCAACCUACCUCAAAAAAAGUCUGCCAACUGCUGAAAUUUGCAACUGAUUUAACCCCAAAGCAGAAGGAAGUGAUAAAUCAUCUGAAAAGGUUCAUCAGAGAGUUGGAUGAAUUCAAGCUUCAGAAGUUUCUCCGGUUUUGCACUGGAUCUGAUCUUAUUGUAACCAACGCCAUUCUUGUGGAGUUCCAGGAAAUGACUGAGUUUAGUAGAAGGCCGGUGGGGCACACAUGUGGAAAGGUUCUGCAUAUUGCUGACAGCUAUGAAAAUUUUCCAGAUUUCCGAUCGGAAUUCAAUGCUGUUCUUGAAAGCAAUGUCUGGGUGAUGGACAUUGUUUAGCUUUUUCAUACCUGUAACUAUGUUAAUAAGCCAUCGUAGGUUGCAUCAGCACUACAUGGCUUGGGUACAUUACAUUGUUCACUGUUUACAAUAAGUUUGUAGAAACAAACGUUGCAUUGUUUGCUGUUUUUAUAGUUACUGUACGUAGAAAUAACUUGGAUUUGGUGUUAUAUUACAGUAUUAUACAGUUCUGGGGUUUUAUUUUCAAAAAGGCCUAAGAAGUUAUACAUAACCAUUGGAUGGUUGUUUCAACAGCUAUGCUGUAUUAUUUAGGUCCAUGCUUCUAUUAUUAAAAGUAAGAAUUUAUUGUGUUCAAUAAACUUACUCUUCAUUCAC
Messenger RNA from Hippocampus comes (tiger tail seahorse), 2112 nucleotides. RefSeq lists its product as uncharacterized. Lineage: Eukaryota; Metazoa; Chordata; Actinopteri; Syngnathiformes; Syngnathidae. The transcript has 2 exons. The record is from RefSeq and is a predicted model, not a curated record. Bases 43 to 1068 code for a protein of 341 amino acids.